Molecule: messenger RNA, 862 nt
Organism: Racocetra persica
Lineage: Eukaryota; Fungi; Glomeromycota; Glomeromycetes; Diversisporales; Gigasporaceae
Source: the annotation of a GenBank genome assembly
UAAAAAACCUUAUGUUCUUCCAGUACCCGCUUUCAAUGUGAUCAACGGUGGUUCUCACGCUGGUAAUAAACUCGCUAUGCAAGAAUUUAUGAUUUUACCAACUGGCGCCUGCUCUUUUACUGAAGCUAUGAAAAUUGGAUCUGAGGUUUAUCAUUCUUUGAAAUCUGUUAUCAAAUCAAAGUAUGGUCAAGACGCUACUAACGUUGGUGAUGAAGGUGGUUUCGCACCAAACAUACAAGACAACAGAGAAGGACUUGAAUUACUUAAAGAAGCUAUUAAAAAAGCUGGUUAUACUGAUAAAGUAAAGAUUGCUAUGGAUGUAGCAGCUUCAGAAUUUUAUAAAGAUGGAUCAUAUGAUUUAGAUUUUAAAAAUCCAAGCUCUGAUAAAUCGAAAUGGUUAUCUGGUGAAAAACUUGCUAAUUUGUAUAAAGAAUUCAUUCAAGAAUAUCCUAUCGUUUCUAUUGAAGAUCCGUUUGAUCAAGAUGAUUGGUCUGCUUGGAGUUAUCUUAAUAAUUCAACCGAUAUCCAAAUUGUUGGUGACGAUUUGACUGUCACUAAUCCUAACAGAAUUACCACCGCAAUAGAAAAAAAAGCAUGUAACGCACUUUUGUUAAAGGUCAAUCAAAUUGGUACCGUUAGUGAAUCUAUCCAGGCUGCCAAAUUAUCUCAAACUAAUGGAUGGGGUGUAAUGGUUUCUCACCGAUCUGGAGAAACCGAAGAUACUUUUAUUGCUGAUCUCGUGGUUGGUUUACGUACCGGACAAAUUAAAACUGGUGCACCUUGCCGCUCUGAACGAUUGGCUAAAUAUAAUCAAUUAUUACGUAUUGAAGAAGAAUUAGGUGCUGAUGCAACAUGCUCAUAA